GAAUGGCCCAGCCCAUAUUUACCGUUGAUCUGAGAUGCCUCGUGAUCGGCUCCGUGAUCGAGAUCGAAAAAAGCAGCAGCCCAGAUUUCCAAACCCUAGCGCUCCUCUCUUCUUCUCCUCCUCCGGCCAUGGCAGAGAACGGCAGUGAACCACAAGCCCUAGCACCGUCAGAUCCCCCCGACCACUCCGCAAAGCGGAAGCCUGAUCCCGACUGUGCCGUAGAAUCCGAAGCCAAUCGUAAAAGCAAGCUUCUCAAGCCCCUCGAAGGAGAGGACAAUGGGGAGGAAGAAGAGGAGGCUAAUAAGAAGGAAAAAGGCGUGAUCACGGCAGUGGAUAAAGGGAAGGGGAAAAUGGUGGUCGAGGAUGAGCAGGUUGAUGGCGACGAUGAAGACAGCAGUAGCGAUGAUGUGAGUAACGGUGGUGUUGAUGGAGGUGAUGAGGAUGGUAGCGAUUUCGACGACGAUCCACUGGCAGAGGUCGAUCUCGAUAACAUCUUGCCGUCGAGGACGCGAAGGCGGGUGCCACCGCCGCCGGGGGCGUAUCUAGUUGUGGAUCAGGAUGAAGAUGAGGAAGACGAUGAGGAUGAAGAUGGUGAGGAGUAGAUGGUGACUUGAGAGGAGAAAAAGAGGUAAUCUUUGGACUAUUUUUAGAGUAAUUGUGCAACCUGCCUCUAUAGUUGUAUGAGUAGAAAAAUGAGGAUUUGGAUGAGCUUGCUGGUCAUCCAGUGCUUUAUGAAUAUAGUGUAGUUUGUGAUCCUUAGAAGAGCAAAGGAGAAAAAAGAUACCAUCUUUGCUGCUAGUUUAGUUUGAUUUCGCAUGCAAGAGUUUUAUUCCUGUUAAAAAUGUUUCUUUAUCAUCAAUGUAUGUGUCAUUGCUGAUUCCAUCUCUAAA
Molecule: messenger RNA, 890 nt
Organism: Dioscorea cayenensis subsp. rotundata (Guinea yam)
Lineage: Eukaryota; Viridiplantae; Streptophyta; Magnoliopsida; Dioscoreales; Dioscoreaceae
Product: histone H2A.Z-specific chaperone CHZ1-like
Exons: 1
Coding region: 3-602 (199 amino acids)
Source: RefSeq, a predicted model, not a curated record